UCAAAUAAUAUAUAUAAUAAAAAAAUUAAUUAAAUUUGUUUUUGUUAAUAUCUUAUUAUAUAUAUUUUUAACUAUGAGAUAAAUUAACACAUGUCACAAUCUUAUAUAUAUAAUUAUUAUGUAUCGCGAUCAUGUUAAUUAACAACUUUGAAGAACCAAACUUUAUAUAAUAAAAUUAGAUUUGGACCCGUGCGUUCCAACAGACUUUAUUUGAUAUUUUAAUUUAAUUAAAAAUAUUAAAAAUCAUUUUUUUAUUAUUUUAAAUUAUUUUUGCAUAUGUAUUGUGAAAUUUAUUUUAUAGUUAAAAACUCGUUUUCACACAUAAGUUUCAGUUAAUAUUUGUUAGAGCUAGAAAAAACAUCCAAACAUAAAAAUUUAAACCGGAUCCAACCCGGAAUAAUAAUUAUAAUGAAAUAAAAAGGAAUUUGGAAUUUAAAUAAGACCAAGAAGCAAUGACAACAUUAUACACUUUCUUAUAUACUAAUUUAAUAUUUUAUUAAACUUAUCUGAUAUUAAAUAAUUUUCCUUAUUCAUUAUUUAUUAAUGAUAUAUUUUCAUAAUAACAUUUUAAUUAAAAUGAAUUAUAAACUACUACAUAGUAAAAAUAAAAAUAUGUAAUAAGAUAACGAUGAAGAUUGAUUUGUUUUUGACUAAACAUACGUACGGUGACAAUAAUAAUAAUCAAUUUUUUAUGAGCAAACAUGAAAAUAUAUAUAUAUCAAACAUAUGUUUGAUUUUCGUAUAACCAAACACAUAAAAUACCAAUCACGACAACAUCCUAAGUUUUUUUUUUGUUAAUUUAAUAGCUUUAGCAUCAUACUUGUCAUCAAAUUCUCUUUUUAAUACUAUUAAAUAGGUAUGUUUAUUUUUGUUAGAAUUUUUUUUAAAAAGAAAAAAAUUAUAUUUUAUAAAUUUCGUUUUAAUUUACAAUUAAAAAAAAAGAAAAACAAUGAAAUACUUUUUUAUAUUUUUGUUUAGGAUUUCAGAAAAAGAAAAAUAUUUUCAUAUAAACUUUUACAAUUAUCUUCUGUUUAGAAUUUCAGAAAAAUAUUAUUGCUAUCAAUUAAUUCUAGUUACUAUUAAAUAAUUUUUAAACUAUGAUUUUUACAGUUCAUAUCACUACUGUCACAAUAUUAUAAGGAAAAUUAUAUCAAAUAUUUUUUUGCAAUUAUCUUUGGAUUAAGAUUUAAAAAAAAAGGAAAAUUACUAUUAAAUAGUAUUCUAAUUAUUUUCUAAUAAAUUCAUUUUUGUUAAUAUGUUAAUAUAUAUAUUUUUAAUUAUGAGAUAGAUUAACACAUGUCACAAUCUUAAAAUAUAUAAUUUCUAUGUGUCGCGAUCAUGUUAAUUAGCAAUUUUAAAGAACCAAGUUUUAUAUAAUUAGAUUUAGGCCAAACUAAGAUCCAAUCACAAAGCAUGCAUGGUCCAAUGCCCUCUUUUUUUUCUUUUUUUUUAGAGACAAUGUGUGGAAUAUCCCCAAUUAAGAUCUAAAUUUGCUGAAUGUCCAUAAUUAUGAAUAACCCAAAAAUGAGUAACCUUUUGACACUGUGCGGACGAAAAUGCCCUUAUGCUUUGUCGAAAACAAGUAACUCUAGAUCUAUUAGCUAAAUAUUUACAUAGCAGGUAACAAUCUACAUACCAACUAACAUAUCCGCUAAUAAUUUCAGUAUCAUCUAACAAUCUAUGUAUCAAACAAAUGUAUCGACUAACAAAUCAUAUAUCAGUUAAUAAACCUAUUAACAAUUAAUUAGUUAUCUAUUAAAUAGCUCCAAAUCUAUUUGUAACAGCUAACACUUCGUGUAUCGAUUAAGAAUCCAUUAAAAUCUAAAUAAUAGCAGUUAAGUAAUAAAAUAUCUACUAACGUAUAUAUUAUCUAAAAUUUGAUUGUGAUUCGAAAUUGGAAACAUUAGAAUUAAGGUGAGAUAAUAAGAUUAGCAUUAUGGGCGUCAAAAGAAUGAGAAUAAAAAAAAUAAAGAUUUGAAGAAUUUGAAGUAGAAGUAGAAUUUGAGAUAAUAAGGUUUAUUAACUGAUAUAUGAUUUGUUAGUCGAUACAUUUGUUUGAUACAUUAUGGUUCUAAUCUAAUAUGAUGACAAAUUAUCCUUUUUGAUAUUCAAAUCCUAUUUAGUAAGGUAGAAGUAGAACCAUUAAUAAACCCUUCAUACCACGUGGUAGAAGAGCUUUCACAAGUUAUUAGUGAUUUGUAGAAGAGCUAUUGGUAUUGUUCCUACUUCGUAACAAAUUAUUAUAGCUAGUUGGACAAUUAAAAAUUAAAAGUAAGUGUUAAAGUUAUAUUGUACUUUCUAUUCAUUUCCAAACUAAAACUGUUCUCUUUUUUGUUUUAACGCUGAUUUAUUACGAUCUUACAAUUAUGAUAUAGGAAAUAUUACAUAGACGAUUCGACAACCGACAAUACUACCUACCUUAUGAAGACCUACGCCUAACUGCAUCACCUGAGCCGUCCUAUGAAGUUUCACGUCUGGCCAGAUUUACUUGCACCAUGUUGAAGAUCCCUUACAAGUCUUUCCUCUGUAGUCUGCAUAAUUGUUUAAUAAACUGAUCUCUCCGGGACUUGAAACCUGGAUUUCCUGUAAUCUGCAAUAAAUUACAUAGUCUGGGAUUCGAACUCCAGACCUGGGUGUAGAAGCCUUUAAACCUUAACCAAUAGGCUACGGUGCUUCCACAACUAAAACUGUUCAGUCCCACGAUCCGACACUACAAAGAUACUCCACUAAUUAAUACAGAAAUUACGAGACAUUAAACUUUAUAAUAGCAAAGUAGGAAUUAAUCCUAUAUCGUUUAACCAUCAUUAGCUUACCAAAAAGUCUACAGCAUCCUCUCAAAUUUAUGUAAUCAAAGUGAAAUUAUACCAAUCUUUUGCUAGCUUGGGGUCUGAUCUCUCGGAGUCCUCCUCUAUCGAUGCCCCGGGGCCGUUGCCAGCCGCCUCUGUUGAAGCCAGGAGCCACCCCCGGUGAGUAUUCGUCUGAACUGUCCUCUGUUGAUAUUCUCUUGAUUUAUCUCGGUGAUUGAGAAGCGGUUUGAAGGAGAAAUUUAAUGUUGUCUUUUAGUCUAGUUUUUCGUAUUAAUUUCAAUGCUUGACUCUAUUGAAUUAGCUUUGAAAUUAAUUUUUAGUUUUUAGGAGCUUUUAAAAAAAAAAAUUUUGCAGUCCUUAAGAACAGAAUUGCUUCAUAGCAGAUUCUAGUUCAAUCAUUUUGUAACCAAAACCUCAUUUUAGUAGCGACAUUUACUUUCUUAAAAAAAACUUUUGCUUAUUACAAAAAUAUAAAAGGAGAAUGUUGGCCACCGGGGGACGGGUUGGAAAAGAUGUUCUCUCUCUCAAUCUUUCAGAGAAAGAACAUCGUCGAUUCUUUGAUGGUCGGUGUCUCUUCCGGCCUUUCUCCCACUCGUCGGACUUUGCUUCCGGGAAUCGGUCGCUCCUUUAGGACUGGCUUUGCCGGCUUCUCUCUCGUUUCUCACCCUCUUCUGUGGUGUUAUCGGAGAGCUUGAACCUGGAUCUCUCGGCUCCUCUUCCCCUGACCUCCGCGUCACUAAGUCCUCUUUGGCUCGAUUGACUCUCCAAGUCUCCAACUAAGGAUCAGAUUGUUUUCUCCUCCCCUAGAUUAGGGUUGAUUCACCUUCUCUCUUCUCUAAAUCUUUAAAGGUGACACAUGAUUAGGUAGGUGAAUCUGAUCUUUUAGAUAGAUCAAAGGCUUUAGAUUCUUCAUUAUCAAAGUGGAGGUCUAUUAGUUUUGAUGUCAGCUUGAUUUUCUUCAUAACGGUUGCUCUUCGUUGAGCUUUCUCUUUUCGUUGUUGGACCCUUUCGUCUUCUGGUGAACAAAUUAUGAUGAUGUGUUGAUGCGGUGGAUCGUCUCUUUAGACACGUGUUCUUCUUCGGCUUUUCGUCUUAAACGUGUUUCAAGCUUGUCAUCGCUAAGGCCAGUGUGCCUUCAAACCUUUUUGGCCGUAUGUGGGCCUCGCCUAUAAAUUAUGUUUAUCUUUAAACUGGGCCAACUGUUUAAGCUGCUUCUCUUGUUGCUGGUCUUUCAUGUUUGGUCUUUUUAUCUUUAUGUUUGUCCGCCCUAUCUUUUGUGUCUCUUUGCAAAUUAUUUCCUUGUUUAAUAAUGUACCAGUUGACAAAAAAACGUUGGCCAGAGCCGUGCUUACUAUGUUCCUAAAGAGGCAAUUGCCUCAGGCCCCAUCAUAUUAAUCAAAUUCAAGGGCCCCCUUUUUCCAAAUUUUAGGACUUCAUUACUCAAAUUAAUGGGUUAAUUUGCUUAAAUAUCUGUGAAUUAUUACAAUUUGAGCUAUAUCAAGGAACUUACAAUAAAAUUACAUGAGUUAUUAUUGGUUAUGAUUUUCAUGACUUGUUUCUUUUGCUGGUUUUCUGUAAUGUUUUAGAUAUAAUUUUAAUUUAUUUUCAUAAUCUUAUAAGGUAUUUAAUUUAUCACAUGAUUUUUAUUCUCUUAUAAGUUUCUAACUUUUAAAACUUUAUUUGGCAAAAUAAUUCAUCAGAUAUUUACAAAAUUUCAAUAGCAUAUUUUUUAAUAUUGAAUGUUUAAUAUCUUAUUAACUUAUAUAAUUUUAUAAAGAAUAAAACUUAUAUAUAGUUUUUCAUAACAAUUGCUAAAUACUAUAUACGAUUAAUAUCAUCUAUAUAAAUUUUAUAAUAAUAAUUUUUACAGUUUUACAUAGUAGUUAUGAUACAUAGCUUAUUUUAAGUUUUGCCUUAGGCCCCUAGAAAGCUAGGCACGGCACUAGCCACCGGAAGUGCUUUCGAAUCACUGAAUAAAUUCAAGAUACUUGCGUAUUAUCCGGUGUGCAUAUAGAACUCACCUCGGAUCAUGCCACCGGAAGUGCUUUCGAAUCACUGAAUAAAUUCAAGAUACUUGCGUAUUAUCCGGUGUGCAUAUAGAACUCACCUCGGAUCAUGCCACCGGAAGUGCUUUCGAAUCACUUAAUAAAUUCAAGAUACUUGCGUAUUAUCCGGUGUGCAUAUAGAACUCACCUCGGAUCAUGUGUCUACUUAGAUUAUUUUGGCAUAUGUUUUAUUUAUGCUAUUACCUGGUUACUUCACCUAAUUAGGUCAAUACGAAUUAGUGUUGCGUACCACUAGACUACAGUUUGGCUUAAACUCAAAGAUGUCAAAGCGGGCUAAUUAGAAAGACUUAAAUUAUUGAUAGAUUAACCCUAAUCGGUCUUGUCUUGUGACUAUAUAUACUCGGAUAUAGUCCGCUGUUUAAUGUGUAAAGAUGUUCCAAAUCAAAGUUACGUACUAGGUUUCUCAUUUGCUCUUUACUUAUGAGAUAUUUGUUUGGCGUUUUCGAAACACCACCAACCCUUCCUUAUUCAAGACAUGCAUAUAUAUAUAGGUUAAAAAUAAAGUAAUAUAUAUAGAGAGAGAGAUAUUAGUAUUACCAUUGAAGUAUCUAGUUCUCAUACCAAAUUCUUAAAACUAGAUUGAAUAUCUUUGACCUUAAAUCUCAAAAAGUUCGACGUUUAGAGCAUUUUCAGUCUCACUUUGUUUUUUAUUCUUAACCGGAAUGUAAUAGAGUAUGGAGAAAGAAAUUCUCCAACUCAAUUUCAUAUUUCACUCCAUAAUGAAGUUUAUUCCAUAAAUAGAAUAAUCUAAUUUUUAUUUGUUCAUUACUCCGUUUAUGAAAUUAGAUAUGGAAUCCGAUUGUAGUAAUUUUUCUCUAUUUUUUUAUUCUAUUUUGAGAAAAAAAAAUGAAAUUUUACAUUGGAGAUGUUCUUAAUGACUUACGGAAAAGUGAGCACACCUAUUAUAUUGAACCAGUGCGAGAGGGAAAUGGAUAAUUAUAUCUUAAUUACAAACGAUCAACAUAUUUGAAAGACAACCGUACCAGAGCUGAAAUUAACUAGAAAGAGGUUACUGAAACAAUUAUGAAGCAACACAAACGUACCAGAGUUAGUACUACAAAGAGGUUAGAACAUACAUACAUACAAUGAGAAAAGUUUAUAUAUGAAAUACGAAAUUUCACGACCAAGGAAAAGUAAGUGAGGGUCGACUAUUCACAUUUUUGACGGUCUAAUAAAGACACAAAAAUAAUUAAAUAUAGUAACGAAUUUUUAUGUUCAACCAAUAUGGAUAAACAAAUGAGAUAUACAGAGUUUCUCUCGGUCACAGAACUUAAAUCGUAUUAUCUUCCAAUAAGCAUGAUGCAAAAAUAUACAGUAAAGUAAAUAUGAUUCAUCUUGUAACAAACAAAUUCUUAAGCCUUGCUUGAGAAGGUGUCAAAUUGGAAACUGUAAAAAGGGUUAUCUUACUACUUUGUCUUUUUCGGGCAGGAGGACCCUUUUACAUUUUUUUUUUUUGAGCAAAUCCUUUUACAUAUGUUUAUAUCCCCAUAUAGAUGUACUUUAGUCAAGGAAAUGAAAAGGAGAAACUAAUGAUGACAAUAUGUCCAAAUUAUUAAGCACUCAUUGCUCAACAAAAUGCCUGAAUAUUUACAAUAUCUAGGCCUAAUUUUAGGUCGGACAAUGUGGUUUUUAUGACUCCAGCUCAUUGACACUUCUUCUAGGCGUAAUAAUUCUCUCGUUAUUAUAUAAAAUGUGAUGAUAAAUAGCAUUUUGAUACUCAGUUAUAGUACUGGAAUCUAAACAAGUAAUUUAAUCGUAAAGUGAAAACAAAACAAAAAGUUUAGUUACAUGUAUUUACAUAAUUAACACAUCCAGUCAGUUAAAAGUGCCAUCAUGAUUCUGUUAAAAAGAUUAUACUUGGUUCUUGGGAAACAUAAAUUUCCACGUUUCUUUUUGGUUAAUCAUUCAUUCCAUAGAAGAAAUAAAAAUCAUUUUGAAAUAUUUGUGUAAAACCAAACUUCUAGACAAAUAAUAAUCAAAUAAAAAAAAGCGGCCGGUAGCUCUACUAAGAACAUCCACAAUGCUGAUACUCUUGGCUCUAUAACCAAGGUAAGUUUUUUAAAUUAUUUUAUUAUUUUUAUUUUAUUUUUUAGCUAAAAAAAAAAUAAAAAGGAAGGAGCCAAUCGCGGGAUUCCACGUGGCAGAUGGGAUCCGCGCACAGUAACAAAUCUGAUCCUUAGCUAAGGAUUAAUUUGGCACAAACUCUUAAAUUUAAUGGGCCCCACAUAUUAUUAUAAUACUUUUUUGUUAAGGAUUUUUUGCUAAGGAUCCCCAUUGGACAUGCUCUAAGAGCAUCUCCAAUGUACAUCUCUAUAUUUUCCUCUAAAAUAGAGAUCUCUAUUAUAGAGGUGGAUUUGCUCCAAUGAAUGCCUCUAUAAUAGAGUUCCUAUAUUUUAGAGGAAAAUAUAGAGGAAUCUUACUUUUUACCUCUAUAUUUAGAGAUGAAAAUAGCAAAUCUUUAUAUUUUCCCCUAUAAAUAGAGGAACUCUAUUAUAGAGGCAUACAUUGGAGCAAAUCCACCUCUAUAAUAGAGAUUCUCUAUUUUAGAAAAAAAUAUAGAUAUAAAAAUAGAGGUGGGUUGGAGAUGGUCUAAGCGAAGAACCGGGUUCCUGCCUUUUAUCGAUUUAAGUUUGUUAUGGUUAUUGCAUUUUCACCUGAAACCAUUUAUUUUUACUGAAUUUUUGAAAUUAUAGUACAAUGUAGGCAAAUUCAGAAUAAAUCGUUAAUUAUAUUACCACUAGCUUUGUUAACUUGAAAUUUUUGAAAUUCCCGAUCCACAAUCCAGAAUAAAUCGUUAGUUUUAUUACCACUAACUUUGUUAACUAAAAUUUAUGAAAUUCCCGAACUAAAAUAUCCCAAAUUUUAUAUUAAUAUAAAACAGUGUCGGCCGUCGAAGUAACUUACGAAACUUGGGAGCCAGAGACGUCCAUCCAAAUUGAAAGAAAACAGUUCAUGAUUUUCUUUUCUCAAAGAAUAUUUUUUUUUGUCCUCUCUCAAAGAAUAUUAGUUAUUUAGUUUUCUCGAUAAGAUUUUAACUCUUUCGACAAAGCAAUCAAAAUCAACUUUUCUGAUUUAACAUUAAACAAAUAUGACCAAUGGAUCUCUACCCGUAUUACACUUUUUGCAUAUGCGAACAACUAGAGACUAAUCUAAUUACCAUCACCAUAAAGAAUAAACUUAGUUUAAUAUAUCUCUUCUCUCUUUAUUUUUUCUACGUGAGAAAGAAGUUUAACUAAAGUAACUAAAGACAUACGAAAAGAAAAAAAAGAUAACAAACUAUUAAAAUCCAUAAAGACAGACACGGCUCAAAUAAAAUUUGUAUAAUGAAAAAAAAACUGUAUAAUGCAGCUGUUAUCAUUACACUAAUUAAAUAUUGUUUUGCUUUAAUGUGAAUUUAUAUUCUAAAGUAAUCGCGUCGCUUUUGUUGGUGGUUAGAUCAAUCUUCAGUAUCUGUAUUUACCAGAUAUCUGCUCCAGUUGUCCAACAUGUUAGAUCUUUUUCUUCUGGGUGCAAUCCAACAUGUUAGAUCUACGAGACAUUAAUUGAGCUAUUUAGAAGUGAUAGUUUACAAGUUUAGACAUUUAUAUUUUAAUAAUAAUUUCAAAUCAGUUCCAUAUGUUUCUAUUUUUCAUAUCUAAAACUCUAUCUCAUUCGUAAUAACUCAUAUGUGGAAUUCAGAAUUUUUGGAAUAUAGUUGAUGUAUUUUUAUAUCUUUAACAAAAGUCCAUGAGAAAUCUUUUGGCAUUCAUUAUAAAGUCUUUUAACAUAAAUUGAAGUUCUUAAAUUUAACUUCGGACAUCAUAAUAUUACAUGUAAGAAAUUUAAUUCAGUGUUUUCUAAAAACUCCUAAACAGUUUUGUUUUAUUAAUAAGCAUGUUCGUUUUAAAGCCGCAGCAACUGGCGUCAGCGGCAAUAUACAAAACUACGACGGAAAUAAUUUUCGCGUCAGUCGCCAAGGAUCGAUUAGAAACAAAAAAUCAGAGUUGCCGUUGCUGCUGUUAUUUCUAGCGUCGCAUCUGCCAGUUAUUAUUGGCUGUAGCGACUGAAAAAUGAAAUUUCUUUAUCCGCGACUGUGAUGUAUUUGUGUGAUCGUAGCUGUUAUUUUGAAGACGUUGCCGCUGUAGCUGGCGUUUAUUAAACGAACAGGCCUAAUAACUCUGAUGCUAUCAAACUGUACAGCUAUGUCAUAAUUUUAUAACCACAGCAUAUAAAGAAAUAUAUGAAAUUUCAUUCCUAGAUAGCUUGAAACUACAAUAAUAUUCUCUAGAUCACGUAUAAUUUAUUAUGUUAAAAAUAUGUACAUUUUAAUAUACAUAGUGUUAGUUUUUUUUUCGUUUUCUGGUGGGAGACUCAAACUAGAAGAUCCUUUAUAAAACCAAGAAAAAACAAGUCUUUUUAACGGUUGAGAUCAUAAGUAUCGGACCCAUAGACUUAUUUUUCCUAUAUUGAAACAAAUUUAUAAAAAAAAAACUCCUAUAUGCGUAGUAAAUAUAAUGUUUCCGUUAUAUAUAGACCAUAAGUUUCUUCAUUAAUCCCACUUUAGUUUCUUUAAAUCCCACCCCUCAAAGCAUAAGCCAAACCUCUCUUUCUCAUAUGCAAACACACGACCAGAUGGAGGUAUGUUCAACAGUCACGACCAAGAAGCUCUCAAGCCUCGCGAAACUAAUCCUCUUCACCAUCCAGAAGGUCUCAGACGCCUCACGUCACAAACUCCUCACUACUCUCGAUCCACACCUACUCGCAAAACACGGCAAGACCCUACGCAAGUCUCUGAACGACGUCGUAUCAACUUCCCACUCCCGCAUCACGUGCCGUCCCUCCGACCACGACGACGUACGAUCCUCCUUCAUCUCGCCUGUCCCCAUCCAGCUCCACUACGAGUUCAGCUGCAGCAGCACCCCACCGAGACGUUCCUACGCCUCAACCACCACCGGCUACCACGUCAGCAUAGGACGACGCAAACCGCUUAUCAACAAACGCCAACGCCACGCGUAUAUAAGGUACAACACGCUCCCUAAGGUCCGACACGUGGCGGCGGCCGUGUUUCCUGACGUAGCUAGCAGCACGGGAACCAUGGAUAGCUGCUACGUGGACAGAGCCGCCGAGGAGUUUAUACAGAGGUUCCAUAGACAGCUGAGGUUGCAGAGGUGGAUGAUGGCUCAGGAGGUUUAGAACAUUUGAUUCGUCAGCGUCACUUUCAUUACACCAAAUAUCUUAUCAAGUUAAAAAAAAUAAAAGUAUAUAAUAGGUAACUUUUUUAGUCUCGUUUAAACUCUCUAUAUAAGGUCUUCUUAAUUUUACGUUUUUCCUCUUUUGUUUUCUGUAAUCCAUGAUCGUGUUUAGGAUCUGCGUGGAUGAACCUGUAGGUAAAUCAAUCUUUCGGGAUAGCUCUCUGUGUGUAUAGCAGCGCAUGUAUCUGAAUAUAAUAUAUCGUUUAGUAGUAAAAUAAAUAAAUGAAAAUAUCUUUACAUA
This is a messenger RNA of Brassica rapa (field mustard), 10345 nucleotides long. RefSeq lists its product as uncharacterized. NCBI's taxonomy places the organism in Eukaryota, Viridiplantae, Streptophyta, Magnoliopsida, Brassicales, Brassicaceae. The record is from RefSeq and is a predicted model, not a curated record.